AUGCCUUGGACUCCAAAGUACACUGUUCCAGAAGGCCAGUUGCGCUUGAUUUGCAAGCUUCUCACAUCGCCCGGGUCAGAACUGGAGGUCGAGACGGUCUGCAUCAACGGACGCGUGGUUCGCACAUACAAGAAUUUGCCCGCGUCAUGUCAGGCGGUAUGGCUCGAUGCCGUGCGAAAGUACGGCAGUCGCGAGUACUCUGUCUUCGGGGGCCAGAGGUUCACCUUUGUGGACAUCCACAAUCGCAUUCUUCGCUCGGCAGCCAUCUUGAGAGAGGUCUACGGCAUAGAGAAAGGUGAUCAUGUCGGGCUGGUUAGCAAAAACCUCCCCGACCUUCUCGCUAUCUUCUGGGCGUGCCAUCUUCUUGGCGCUGUUUCGGCUCUGGUCAACUUUCGCUUAUUUCAACACGGUAUGGUGUACUGUCUGCUCAAAUGCGACUGUAAGCUCGUCGUGCUUGACGGGGAACGGGCCGACAUACUCGAGCCCGUUAUCGAAGACUACUCGAUGCGGGCGCUCUCUACGCGUGUUGUUGUUCUUCAAGGCGAGAACGCUGAGAGGCAACGCAACGGCAUGCAACUGUGGACGGAGAUAUAUGGAGGAUACACGGACGAUCCAUCUACGGUCCUCAGCAGGGUACCAACUAUCCAUCCGGAUGACGACUGCUUGAUCAUAUUCACAAGUGGAACAAGCGGUGGCAAGCCCAAGCCCGCUUUGUGCACACAACGUGCUCUUCUCACAAAUAUAUUUAAUACCAUAUACAGCAUUAGUGCAGUCGCUUUGCGCCGUGGUGCUGGUUCGGACCUGGAUCCCGGACAGCCUAUAUCAGUGCUGUGUCCAUUUCCCCUAGUGAUUAUCUUGUCUAUACACAGCAUGGUAGGCAAGAAUUUGUCAAGAGAUGCGAACAUCGCGAUGACCGUUGUAUCCCCGAAGCUCUUGGCGACCUUCCUAGGGAGCCGGGUUGUUUACCUUGACGAAUACAACCCUGAACAAGUCAACAUCCCUUACAGCCUGGCCAUGAAGGAGGGCAUACAGUCGAUAACCGGGUCACCCCAGUUGCUACGCGAGCUUGUCCAUGUGGCAAGUUCGAAGCUGGUCGGAAACAAUCUUCGGGCCCUCGCCUGCAGCGGCGGUCCAGUGCGCGAGAACUUUGCACGAGAUGCACAACAGGCCUUUCCCUGCGCCGAAAUCCGCUAUGCCUAUGGGAUGACCGAGGCGACGGGCUUAUGGUCCCUCAUAUCGGAAGGCGACUUCGCAGCUCGUCCCUUAAGCUGUGGGCUUCUGCCUCCUGUGAACGAGGUACUCAUCGUUUCCGACGAUGGGAAGGUCGUUCCGCAUGGUCAUAGUGGCGAGAUAUGGAUGCGCGGGCCUAGCAUAAUGAAGGCGUACUAUAACGAUCCUGAGGCAACGGCGAAGGUUAUGACGAAGGCAUGCGCUCACACGGCCGGCAGUCACUCAUAUCGUACUCACGUCGACUGCCAAUACAGGAUGGCUGGUUUCAAAGCGGAGACGUCGGAGUACUCUGUGCGGAAGGUUUUCUCACCCGAUCUAGAGAAAGACAUGAUCAUCCGUGACACUCUGAACAUCAGUAGCAUAAUGCUGGAGAAUGCGCUGCUCGAACAACCGGGCGUCCUCGAGGCUGCCGCCAUAGCCGUCCCAGAUGAGCGCGAAGAAUAUGUCGGCAAAACCACUGCGGACAGCCUGCUCGCGGCAGUCAAUAUAAAGCUGCCCGCUCAUGCGGUCCUAGCAAUGAUCAUCCUGCGCGAUGAGCGACUUCCGCGGUCCGGAUUUGACAAGGUGCUCAAAGCAAGCCUCAAGCCCCAGGCGGUAGCGGCGUGGAAGCGACGGCUCGCCCUUGAAUGCGAGUCCUGAACUUUGAGGGUGUAAUAGUACACGGUGGUACAACCCCGUCAUAUGAUAGUGACAAGCGUCGGACUUCGUAUUGCGGGGUUAUCUGCCCCCGAUUACUGGACUCCACGAUUGAUGAACGGCACAUACAGUAUAGCCUGAGAGAGAGCACGGUACGGGCUGUCCUGGAUGCCAUAACAUACGCAUAUAGGGUAAUCAUAGGGCUCAUAUGCAGGAAGUCUUCACUCGCCCAUAAAACCACCAACGCUUCUGACACCCUCCACAAUUCGCCUGUAAUCCCGUAACAGCUCAGCCACUUCGGCCAACCGUAAGUCAUCCGGUGCACAAGUCAAAAAUCUAGCGCGCGGCGGUGCCAGACGCAGCGUUGAGGGUGAAACAGGUCCUGGCGAUGUAGGACGAAGAGACGAUGGCGAGCCCGCCC
Molecule: messenger RNA, 2287 nt
Organism: Schizophyllum commune H4-8
Lineage: Eukaryota; Fungi; Basidiomycota; Agaricomycetes; Agaricales; Schizophyllaceae
Product: acetyl-CoA synthetase-like protein
Exons: 20
Coding region: 1-1869 (622 amino acids)
Biological process (GO): fatty acid metabolic process
Molecular function (GO): medium-chain fatty acid-CoA ligase activity
Source: RefSeq, a predicted model, not a curated record